ACUUUCUCACGAUCUUCACCGCAGAAGUCUUCGAGCCGCGGCCCCACCCGAGGACGUUAAUUGUUCCCCGCAGGCAUUCCGUGAUUGGGUCUCAUCGUCCCCGGUCCCCGGCCAGCCUGCUCGUCCCUCGUCCCGCCCGACCCGAGCGCGAGAGCAGAUCUAGAUCCUGUCCUCUCCGACGAAGCACAGAUCCAAAUCCGAGGCGACUGUCGAUCCCGCGCUCGCUCGUCGGCUGGCCUCGAGCUCGACUCCAUCUCCCGGUCCGGACGUUGGCCACGACGAGCAGCUGGAAUAGGGCCACUCGAGACGCACGAUCGACCAUGAGCCGUAGAAGUAGCCUCGUCGCCCCAGGGACGAUUUGAAUCGGGAUUCGGCUCUGCUGCUGCCGCGACAUUCGAUUCAUUAGACGAAACCGGCGGCAAAUACAGCAGAGCAGAGCCCAGCGCCAUCGGCAGCAGCGGCAGUGCGCGCGAGACAAGUCGGGAGGGGGGUAGAUCGCAGGCAGAAAAAGCGUCGACUGCCGAAAUGGGGGGUAGAAGUAGACUCGUGAAUCGCGCGAUUUUGAGAACUCUGUCUCAACACAGCAGCAGCAGCAGCAGCAGCCCGUCGACCUUGCCGGCAUCGGGCUCGGGUGCCAAUGCCGUCAGGGAGGAGGUGAAGAGCCUGGGCAGAGCCGGCGGUGCAAUCCUAGGCAGUGCGGUGGACGAGAGUGGAGCUCGAAAGGCACAAUGGGGGGCGGGAUGGGUCUUCGCCGCCGCAGGACUGGUGGGCAUGUCGGGCGGGGCUGUCGGCAGCUUGCACACGCAGGCGGAGGAGGAGCCGAAGGCGAGCAUUGUCCCCGAGGUCGCGAGGCCGGCCUCGAAGCCGAGGGUGGUCUUCGUUCUCGGUGGUCCGGGCAGCGGCAAGGGCACGCAGUGUGCGAAGAUCGUCGACAGCUACGGGUUCGUGCAUUUGAGUGCCGGUGACUUGCUGCGGGCCGAGAUCAAGUCAGGCUCGCCUGAUGGCACCAUGAUCCAGAAUAUGAUCAAGGAAGGCAAGAUCGUGCCCUCGUCGGUGACGAUCAACUUGCUGAAGAAGGCAAUGGCGGAGAGCAACACCGACAAGUUUUUGAUCGACGGAUUUCCCCGUAAUGAGGAGAAUCGCGCGGAUUUCGAGAAGGUGACGGGAAUUUUGCCGGAAUUCAUUCUCUUUUUUGACUGCCCGGAGACGGAACUGGAGAGACGGCUGCUGGGGCGAAAUGAGGGUCGCGUGGACGACAACAUCGAGACCAUUCGGAAGCGAUUCAAGGUUUUCAUCGAGUCCAGUCUGCCCGUCAUCGACCACUACGAGAAAAUCGGCAAGGCGCGCAAAAUCGAUGCCACCAAAUCGAGGGAGGAGGUAUUCAACGCAAUUGAUCCCCUUUUCAGACCUUUUCUGGAGACUGACUUACAGCGGGCCACAGAGGUUCUUCUGAAGGGGAUCGAUUCCGGCGAUUUGUCCACCUACGAGCGCUUCUGCGAUCCCGGAAUGACAGCUUUCGAGCCAGAGGCCAGCGGGCACCUCGUGAAAGGAUUGGAUUUCCACAGGUUCUACUUCAACAAGAAGGUUGCGGGUGGCAACGAGGCCGAGAAUUUCCGGCAAUCCACCGUAACCUCUCCGGUGGUCACUCUGCUUGACAGCAACGUGGGCCUCGUGACGUACACUCGAUUAGUUCAGGAUCGAUCCUCUUCUGAAGUCAAGGCCUACAACGAAACGAGGCUCUGGCAACGAAAAAAGGUAAAUGGCCAGUUUGAGUGGAAGAAUGUUCACUUUCAUCGUUCUUUGGCCUGAUUGGAGCGUGAGUCGUUCUCUCGACCUUCCUGCUUCUUCGACCCGAGUGCGAGUCUGCAUAAUCUGCCUGCAUUGGCAUCAUACCGGAAAACUGAGAUAACGUCACGAUCUGCGUCGAUCGGGUAAGAGAUCGGUGAUGGGCCCUCAGUUGCCUGUACAUCGACUAGUUAGAUCUUAUCAGCACGAUGUAGUAGAACUCCAUUUAGUAGCAUCCAACGCUUCUUGUUGACAUCAUUUUUUAGAGGUUACAUCAUUGGAAGCAUUCAUUGACGCGAGUGAUUAUCCUCGUUCACUGCGAAGUAUAAAUCAAAGCUUUUGAUCGGCAUAGACUGCCCGUAUCAGGCUCUCGGAUAACGUGCACCCUUGCUAGAAAUGCAGUUAGGGGCAGAUGGCCCAUUCAUUACUCAUUCAUCUCCGCCAGCGGUAACAGCAAUUUUAUUAAAAGAAUCGGUUCUGAGUUA
Messenger RNA from Marchantia polymorpha subsp. ruderalis, 2270 nucleotides. The record is from the annotation of a GenBank genome assembly. NCBI's taxonomy places the organism in Eukaryota, Viridiplantae, Streptophyta, Marchantiopsida, Marchantiales, Marchantiaceae.